Messenger RNA from Culicoides brevitarsis, 2595 nucleotides. RefSeq names its product general transcription factor IIH subunit 1 (gene Tfb1). The coding region runs from base 600 to 2408 and encodes 602 amino acids. Lineage: Eukaryota; Metazoa; Arthropoda; Insecta; Diptera; Ceratopogonidae. The transcript is spliced from 5 exons. Gene Ontology annotation, cellular component: transcription factor TFIIH holo complex; transcription factor TFIIH core complex. Gene Ontology annotation, biological process: transcription by RNA polymerase II; nucleotide-excision repair; transcription by RNA polymerase I. The record is from RefSeq and is a predicted model, not a curated record.
UAAUAGAUUCUACGGGGAAACGGCAAAGAAAUGUCUCACCAAAUUCAUAAAUUUUCUGUGCAAACGAUUGCAUAUGGCUGCCGUUUUACGACAUGGUUAAGAGGAUCUCUGCAGAAAAAAAUUAAAACUGCAGGUAAAUAGUGCCGAUAAAUGGCCAAAAAAGUGUCUAAAGUGCAAAUAAGGGCAUCCGGUGUCCGUAAAGUGCCGCAAAAGAGCCGGAAAUGCGUGAAAAAGUGCAGAAAAACGCGAAUUACAUAUCGGGACCAACCAUUGUUCCUCAAUGAUUUUCACUGUGGAGACUAAAUUUUUGUUCUCUGUGUGUAGCAAUACAAGUCUCUGGUUUUUUUUUCAUCGUCGUCAUUUAAGAGUGUUCGUCGUGUUCGACAUUGUGCAUAUGACACACGGGAGAACAACAGCAGCAAAUUUAAAAAAAAAAAUCGUAAAAAAUGUGAUGUGCUUUAAAAAAAAUGAAGAAAUUGACGAAAAUCCAAAGAAAUUAUGGAAAAAGUGCGAUUCAAGUGCAUCCAACGCAGCCUCCAUAGCGACAUCCUCUGAUAUUUUACUGAAAACAAAACACAAACACACAGAUCUGAAGAAAGAUGACAACACGUGAAGAUGUGUUGCUGCAAGUAGGCGAAGUCCGUUUCAAAAAGGGCGAUGGCACGUUGUAUCUCAUGCGCGAGAGAAUUGCCUGGAUGGCAGAUCACAGAGAUACUGUUGCUGCGUCACAUCGGUUUCAGGACAUAAAAAUGCAAAAAAUCUCACCGGAAGGAAAGCCUAAAAUACAGUUACAAGUUGUCUUGCACGAUGGAAAUUCGAGUACAUUUCAUUUCGUCAACAAAUUAGGCACAGCUGCACAAAUGAAAGAUCGUGACAAAGUAAAGGAGUUGUUGCAACAAUUACUGCCGAACUUCAAACGAAAAGUAGACAAGGAAUUGGAGGAGAAAAAUCGACUGUUGACGGAAAAUCCGGCGCUACUGCAACUGUACAAGGAUUUGGUGAUAACAAAAGUGAUAACGAGCGAGGAAUUUUGGGAAUCGCACGCGAAAAAAUACACGCAGAAAGACAACACGCAAAAGCAGGAAAUUGGCGUUUCGGGUGCCUUUCUUGCGGAUAUCAAGCCACAAACGGAUGGUUGCAACGGCCUUAAAUACAACCUGACUGCCGACAUAAUCGACUGCAUCUUCAAAACGUAUCCGGCGGUGAAGAAGAAACACAUGGAAAAUGUGCCAACGAAGCUCAGCGAAUCGGAAUUUUGGACCAAAUUCUUUCAGUCACACUACUUUCACCGAGAUCGCCUUACAAGCGGAACCAAAGACAUUUUUACCGAAUGCAGUCGCAUCGACGACAAAGCCUUGGAGCAAGCGGUUUCGGAAAAUGCGGGAGAUCCGUUGCUCGAUUUGCGUCUCUUCGAAGACAGUUCCUUGGCCGAGGGCUUUUGCUCGGCAUCAACCACCGAAAAGUCUGCCGGCAACGACAAAAGCAACAACAGCACGAACAUUGUGCAUCAGAACAUGAUCAAACGAUUCAACCAGCAUUCGUUCAUGGUUCUGAAAACGUGCACCGAUGUCAAAACACUCAAUAGCAGCAAUGCAACAACUGCCAAUAGCAAUGCCUCGUCAGCACAAACCUCGCCCGAAAAGACGACAAAUGGUGCCAACAACGGAAACGGAGCUCAUAUCAACAACAAUAACAUCAAUAAACUCACGAAUGGGCAUAACGGGAACAAUUUGCUCGAUGCUUCAUCUCACGAAGACGAGCCGAAAAACAAAAAAGCUCGCAUCAUGGAAAAAAUCAUUUUUGAAGAUCUCGAAGCAGAUCCGGCGGAAAAAGUGACAAUUCCGCAGCUAAAUCUCACCAAAGUAGAACGAUAUUUGCACGGGCCUGUUCCUUCGACGACGGGACCUUCGUCAGCGGAUGAAGACGACGAGCAAGAUGUCGACAUGAAUACCGUUUGUAGUCAACUGGCGCGAAGUACGGAAGCGUGGAUGCAAAGAACGCCCUAUAAAGCACUCGUUUCAGCAAAUGGAGCGGUUCAUGCGCUCGGAGAACUCAGUCCUGGCGGUGCACUAAUGCGCGGAUUUCAGGAACAAUCUCUUGCCCAAUUAGUGCCUCCCGACGUCGAAAAAGAGCUUAGAUUUUUGUAUUUAUCAUUAUCCGAGUUGCUGAAGCAUUUUUGGAAUAGUUUUCCGGCAAUCACUCCGCAACAGGAACAAAAAGCCGUACAAAUGCACGAAGCAUUACAGAGGUUUCAACAAGCCAAAUUACAACCAUUUGAGGAUCGUGCCAUGCGUGAACUCCAACCUCUCGGAGCAACGCUAACGCAGCAUUUGAAUCAGUUGUUGCAAGCAGCCAAAAAUAAAUUUGUAUCGUGGCAGGAACGAAAAAUGCGUCAAUCUAAUAGGUAGCCUUAGAAAUAGAGAAAAGAAAAUAACAAAAAAUAUUAAAAUUGAGACAAAAAAAUACAUUCGUGAUCCAAAAAAAAUUUCCCGUUUUCACGCCAAAAAUUGGCUUCUCUCUUUUGUAGUAUUUCUCACUUUUGUACUGUUGAGUUUCUUUUGUUUUUUUUUUUAAUGUUAAGGUCCUUCUCUCUUU